AUGGUUAUUUUAGCGCACCCGAAUUUUAGAUCCAUAAUUUUGUUUUUCGUAGUAUUGUUAUUAUGCAAUUUAGCUUCAUCUCAACCAGUAGGAAAAUUCCCUGAUUAUAAAGUUAGAGUAAAAGAACCGACUAUUUGUGAUGGAGCCGUUAAACAGCAUUCAGGAUAUUUUGAUAUUGAUGACAAAAAACACUUUUUCUUUUGGGCUUUCGAAUCGAGAAAUAAACCUCUAGAAGAUCCUGUAGUUCUUUGGCUUCAUGGUGGCCCUGGAUGUUCUGCUUUAAAUGCUUUAUUCUUUGAACUUGGUCCUUGUAAAGUUAACAAAGGAGGAAAUAGUACAUCUGAAAAUAGUAAUUCAUGGAAUAGUAAUGCUACCAUUAUUUUCCUAGAUCAACCAGAUGAUGCAGGUUUCUCUUACGGCGAAGGUGUAUCUGAUACUGCCUCCGCUGCAUUUGAUAUAUAUGUAUUUACACAAAUCUUUUUCACCCAAUUCAGUCAAUAUGCUAAUUUAAGUUUCCAUAUUGCUGGUGUAUCGUAUGGAGGACAUUACAUACCCACCCUAGCCUCACUGAUAAUGAAAUAUAACAAUGAUAAUAGUAACGCAAUGAAACUUACUAAUAUCAAUCUUAAAUCCAUCUUGAUUGGAAAUGGUCUAGUAAACCCUCUAUUACAAUUCGUACAUUUUCCAGACAUGGCUUGUCCAUUAUUAGAUCCUUUAUCAUGUAAUCAGAUGAAAAAUAAUACUCAACAAUGCUCAGACUUGACUCAAACGUGCUAUAAUACAAAAAAUGCGAAAGACUGCGUAUUUGCUAAAACGGAUUGUUUUAAUACACUGAUUGAACCUAUUGAAGACGCUAGUUUAAAUAUUCUUGAUUUAAGACAACAAUGUAGUGGUAUUUUGUGCUAUCCAGAUUUCGGAGAUAUUGCGAUCUAUCUUAGUCGUGAUGAUGUUAGGAAUGCAUUAGGUGUUGAUCCUUCAGUUGCCUUUCAACUAUGUAGCAUUAAUAUUAAUAAUAAUUUCAUUAUGUCUGGUGAUUGGAUGCUUCCAUUUGACGGAUUUAUUCCAUCACUACUAAACAGCAAUAUUCGAACAUUAGUAUAUGCUGGUGAUAAAGACUAUCUUUGUAAUUGGAUUGGCAAUAAAGCAUGGACAAAAGCACUUGUAUGGAGUGGCUCCCAAGGUUUUAAUAAUGCUAAUGAUUCUGCAUGGAUAACAAAUAAUGGUAAUCAUUCUGGAGAUGUUACAACAUUUGGAGUACUUUCAUUUCUAAGAGUUUUCGAUGCGGGACAUAUGGUACCUCAUGACAAGCCAGCUGAAAGUUUAGAUUUCUUUAAUAAAUGGAUAUUCAAUAAACAUUUGUAA
Messenger RNA from Cetraspora pellucida, 1362 nucleotides. The record is from the annotation of a GenBank genome assembly. Lineage: Eukaryota; Fungi; Glomeromycota; Glomeromycetes; Diversisporales; Gigasporaceae.